AUAUGUAACAAGCCGAGCUGUGUGCUGAGAUAUAUUCUUCAGAAACCUACAAUUUAUACUAUCAUUUGUCCAACUCAACACCAUCGGGCCUCUGCCAAUACUACAUGUAUGUGCUGGAGCGGCAUUACUAUCGAUCGCUCGUCUACCAACCAACGGGCGCGAGCUCCACGAACGAUCAGCCAAUCACAAGCUCUAGCGUAGUUUGCCGAUCCGACUUAUUAAAAGGAUACAUUAGUUGAAUUGCAGGCGCCGAGAUAAGAGCAAAUGUUUUACUCCCGAGGGAGCCAGUCUCACAUAUAAACUGGUAGGGACGUGACUUAGUAACGGGAUCAUUUCAACAUGACCUUGUUUACCUAUUACACCUGAACGUGCUAAUGAUGCAGACGUCGCCCAAUGGGACCACCGCGCCUACCCCGGUGAUAACAAGUUUUGGACUGAAAAAUAUAUCAUUGCUUAAUUUCUGUAGUAACAUACUGGUGAUCAGUGGGAUUUAACAAGGAGACAACAAGUGUUUCACGGAAUCAGACACAUCUGACAAGGUGAGAAGUAAAACAGCAAAAUUGUUUUUACCUUUCAGAACAAUGCAUCACCUUCAAUUUAUAUACCAUUAAUAGAAUCUCUUUAUUCGGACCAAAUUCAUCACCCUUCGACAUUCGAUUUUUAUUAAGAAUAUUUUAAAGAAUUAAAACAUCACGAUGUCGCAUUCCAAUGUAACCUCUCAACGCUUGGAUGAGAUUGCGGGAUUUAUAAACGACAGUGUUUGUAAUGUAAGUGUGUGGACUAACUGUUCUAAUGGUACAGAAGACUAUGAUCUCAUUGUCCCUGUACCCCAGAUCGUCGUCCCUAUCCUCUUCGUCAUUCUCAUGUUAACCGGUGUCGUUGGUAACGGUACACUCAUAUUUACUGUCCUACGGAACAAGUCCAUGCGGAAUGUUCCAAACAUUCUUAUUGUUAAUCUAUCGGCUGGGGACUUGUUACUGUUGGUGAUGUCAGCGCCUUUUUCGGCGACGGUCUUCACUCUGGAGUCGUACCCUUUUGGUGAGUUGAUAUGUAAGAUGAACGAAUACCUUCAGACCUUGUCGGCCGGGGUAUCGGUCCUAACUCUCACUGCCCUAAGCGGUGACCGAUACGUCGCCAUCGUGUAUCCGAUGAGCAAGCACAAGGGCAAACCAACUUUAAAGACGUCAAUCGCUGUGGCAUUCAUAUGGAUCAUUUCCGCCAUUUUCGCUAUUCCGGAUGCCAUCAGUUUUAAUAUCCAGAUCCACGCGGGAGUGUACUACUGUCAGCCAUUCCCCGUCAGAUGGCAGGAGUGGUACGGGAACACUCACUGUCUGUUCCGCUUCUUAACCCUCUUCCUGAUCCCUCUCAUUAUUAUCGGAACUUUCUACUUUUUAAUGGCGCGAAUCCUAGUCAAAAGCAGUCGUCAGAUGCCGUGUGAGGCCACCAAAGGACCGGGACAGAGUCAACAACAGCAGCGCCAGAUCGAGGCUCGAAUGAAGGUGGCGCGUGUAGUAUUAUCGUUUGUACUGCUGUUUGUGGUGUGCUGGCUUCCUCGCCACAUCUAUCUCAUCUGGUUCUAUUGGGGCACAUCCGAUUUCAGCGAAUUUUGGGUGUGGUUCAAACUUUUGGGAUUUUGUCUCACCUAUGUCUACUCGUGUGUCAAUCCGUACGCACUUUACUUCCUGAGCAGUCAGUUCCGGAAGUACUAUAACCGCUAUCUAUUCCGCUGCUGUCCCAAGUCAUAUCGGCUUCGUGACUCGAAUGGAUCCGGACUACAAAGCUACAGUACUGUCCGGAGAGGCAGCACCUCCCUCACCAUGGUCAAGUCCAACUCAGAAAUGUGACUUUGUAUGUGUUCCUACCGCCGGAAGUAGCCCGUUACGUGACGUUGGCCCAUGUCAUUGGGACAUAGAAUGUUAUUGCCGGCUAAAAGCAUGACAUACCGCUGGAAGUUUAUCGGACAAAAUUAUAUAUAUAACAAAAAUGACAAACUAUAAUGUUGUUUAUAAACCUCAUCAAGCGAAAUUCACCUCUUACGUCACGCCCGAGGACCAGGAUGCAGUAGCCGAAACUGCAAACUAUAUGAUCUAUUGCUACACUUAUUAUCAGUGGUCUAAAACCACGUGAUUGUAUCAUUAUUAUUGUCAUCAGCGGUCCAGAACCACGUGAUUGUAUUAUUAUUAUUGUCAUCAGCGGUCCAGAACAACGUGAUUGUAUUAUCAUUAUUGUCAUCAGUGGUCCAGAACCACGUGAUUGUAUUAUCGUCAUCAGUGGUCCAGAACCACGUGAUAGUAUUAUCGCCAUCAGUGGUCCAGAACCACGUGAUUGUAUUAUCGUCAUCAGUGGUCACGAACCACGUGAUUGUAUUAUCGCCAUCAGUGGUCCAGAACCACGUGAUUGUAUUAUCGUCAUCAGUGGCCCAGAACCACGUGAUUGUAUUAUCGUCAUCAGUGGUCCAGAACCACGUGAUAGUAUUAUCGUCAUCAGUGGUCCAGAACCACGUGAUAGUAUUAUCGCCAUCAGUGGUCCAGAACCACGUGAUUGUAUUAUCGUCAUCAGUGGUCACGAACCACGUGAUUGUAUUAUCGUCAUCAGUGGUCCAGAACCACGUGAUACAGAACCACGUGAUAGUAUUAUCGUCAUCAGUGGUCCAGAACCACGUGAUAGUAUUAUCGUCAUCAGUGGUCCAGAACCACGUGAUUGUAUUAUCGUCAUCAGUGGUCCAGAACCACAGCGUGUUGCCUCGGACCAGGCUAUUAUUCCAGAGCAAUGUGCAAAAUUCGUCCAGGAAUUACUACUGUACAGUUAUUAGUUAUACUUUUGUUGGAAACCCAAACUAAUUUGUUGAUUAUUGUUGUAAUAGAUCAGGACCAAUAGGAGUGUUGAGUACAGUCGUGGUGCUGCGUGAUUGUUGACCAACAUGGAUUUAAGAUAUGUGACAACGCCUUGUCCGUACAGUCAAUAUUCAUAUGGACGAUUCACUCGUGAAAUGACCACCAGACUGUUACAACAUAUGCUGACGUCACAGAAAGUACCAAUUAUGGUCAGAUACCAACGUCGUGUUUGAGAACAUGAGAUAACAGUCGUACUUUUUAACUAGAUUUGUGAAUUUUCACACGGAUUCGUUCGGAGAGCUCCUCGAUCAUGGUAUGGUCACUGCAGGGUCUGUCACCGAGAAAACAUCCAACUGUCCGUCCUAUGGACGUACGUCUGGGUCUUCACCGAGAAAACAUCCAACUGUCCGUCCUGUGGACGUACGUCUGGGUCCCUCUUUAGUACAGUGAGUGUUAAACUAAUGACAUUAAGAUGUUCAAUGUUCCAUUUUGUUAAGAAAAAAAGAAGCAAAAAUCAAUAUGGCGAUUUGGGUUCCUUAACCGGGUAUUGGGCACGGUCGGGAGGUGAUAGGGGCCCGGAUCCGGGGGUGGGGCGCGGUAGGGAGAUGAUGGGAGCUCGGAUCCGGGGGUGGGGCGCGGUAGGGAGAUGAAUAUGGCUCUGAUCCGGGGGUGGGGCGCGGUAGGGAGAUGAUUAUGGCUCUGAUCCGGGGCUGGGGCGCGGUAGGGAGAUGAUUAUGGCUCUGAUCCGGGGGUGGGGCACGGUAGGGAGAUGAUUAUGGCUCUAAUCCGGGGAUGGGGCACGGUCGAGAGGUGAUGGGAGUUUUGAUCCCGGGAUUGAGUGUGGUUGGGAGGUAAUGGGGAUAUGACCGGGGUUGAACGAGGUGGUAAGAGAAUUCUUUAAAAUAGUACAUAAUAAUGAUUUCUCUUUCUCAUUUCUCGUUGGAAGUCCAGUGACAAGUCCCCUUUGCCAGGUGUCCGCCACUCUGUUCAGACACGACAAGGGCAGCUAAUUGAAAUUUAGUUAGUGUCUUUUAAUUAACUUCCCCAUUUGAUACAAUUUUGAGUACAAAACAUUUUUGGUGUCAGGAUCACAUUCAAUUUGUUUUUAUCUACAUCAUAAACACAAGUUUAAAUACUUAAUUAUUACAGACAAAUCAGAAGUAAAUUCAUGGUUAUCCCUUCAAAUUCCUUUUCAUAAAGCUAUCGUAGAUACGCGCUGAUAAGUUCGUAUAUGUAUCCAUAUCUUAAAUAAUACUAACACACUUUAAGUGAGGAACUAUUCAACUGAGGUAAGUGAAAUAGGUUUUUCUUCAGACUAUUAAACUGAAUUAAUGAAACGAAAAAAAAGUUGGGCUUACACAAUUUUAAAUGAUAUUCGAGGAGAUAUGUAUGACAGCAGAAAACAAGAUAAUGAACUCUAUAUAUAAUAGAAAACUUAGUGUCGACUAUCCUGGUAUUCCCGUAUGUCUGGGUUUAUGUCCUGAUUUACAGGUAUUCUCAGACAUCACAUCAUCAUUAAAAAUCCCGCUAUUUCAUAGCUCUGUUCUGUAUAAUCACUCCCAAAAGAAAUUGUUGUUUUUUUGCCUUCGGCCGAUAGAGGUAGAUGUAAUGUAACAUCUGUUUAAACAAUAGUCCAGAACAGCUUUCAAGGGUAUUGUAUUUUGGGGCAUUUUGUUAUUAAUGUCCACUGUCUUUGGGAAACUUAAAGGGUAUUGUCGGGUGUUAUAUUUUGGUUAUUUUGUUAUCAAUGUCCACUGCCUAUGGGAAACUUAAAGGGUAUUACAUUUGGGGCAUUUUGUUAUCAAUGUCCACUGCCUAUGGGAAACUUAAAGGGUAUUAUCGGGUGUUAUAUUUUGGCCAUUUUGUUUUUAAUGUCCACUGCCUAUGGGAAACUUAAAGGGUAUUAUCGGGUGUUAUAUUUUGGUCAUUUUGUUUUUAAUGUCCACUGCCUAUGGGAAACUUAAAGGGUAUUAUCGGGUGUUAUAUUUUGGUCAUUUUGUUUUUAAUGUCCACUGCCUAUGGGAAACUUAAAGGGUAUUACAUUUGGGGCAUUUUGCUUUUAAUGUCCACUGUCUAUGGGAAACUUAAAGGGUAUUGUCGGGUGUUAUAUUUUGGUUAUUUUGUUAUCAAUGUCCACUGCCCCUAUGGGAAACUUAAAGGGUAUUAUAUUUUUGGCCAUUUUGUUUUUAAUGUCCAUUGUCAAUGUUAAUAUAAUAGAUAUCAUUUAAGACCUUUUGUACCCCUGUCUAUGGGACAUGACAUGUGUCAGUCUGACCAGUCUGACCAGGAAGGAUGUUUUCUCGGGCGGCCUACAAUAUACAUGUUAUGUGUUGUACUGUCACGUAGAUAAGGGUUGUUACAUGUGUAUACAGACAAUGGUCUAAAUAAAAUAUCGUUACCGUGCAUGGUUUCCAUUUCUCAUUA
This is a messenger RNA of Pecten maximus, 5258 nucleotides long. RefSeq names its product neuropeptide CCHamide-1 receptor-like. Gene Ontology annotation, molecular function: neuropeptide Y receptor activity. Gene Ontology annotation, biological process: G protein-coupled receptor signaling pathway. The coding region runs from base 696 to 1844 and encodes 382 amino acids. The transcript has a single exon. Gene Ontology annotation, cellular component: membrane. The record is from RefSeq and is a predicted model, not a curated record. NCBI's taxonomy places the organism in Eukaryota, Metazoa, Mollusca, Bivalvia, Pectinida, Pectinidae.